Molecule: messenger RNA, 2400 nt
Organism: Dichotomopilus funicola
Lineage: Eukaryota; Fungi; Ascomycota; Sordariomycetes; Sordariales; Chaetomiaceae
Exons: 3
Coding region: 1-2400 (799 amino acids)
Source: RefSeq, a predicted model, not a curated record
AUGUCUGAUCCGUCGAGUCCUGGAAACGGCGGCGGUCAGCCACUACAACCCGUGUCUCUCAACACACCGCGCGACUCGCACCUUUUCUCACCUAACCAACAGGAGCGCAUGAUGAUGAAGCUGGGCGAGAGCGCACCAGCCCGCGACAGCUCGGUGCACGAGAGAGUCCACCAAUACAAUGCUAUGGAGCAGCAGAAGAGGGCGCUUGAGCGCAAGGCAGCUGAUGCAGCGAUGCAGCGUGCGGCACUGCAGCGCGCCAUACUGGGUCGCGAGGAGGCCGAGGCGGAGAUGCGCCGGUAUCAGGAUGAGGCGAACGGUCUUAAGGGGCAAUUGAAAGAGAGUAAGGAGCGGGAGACGGAGGUUACGAAGAGGUUUAAGGAGUUGAAGGUACGUUUUCUGCACCAACAACAGGAAAACUACGACCGCUUUAAAGAAAUGCACCUACACGCCGAAGACAAUUGGAAACAACAGGGCCGCCGCGCCCAUAAAGAGAGAUGCAAGGAGCAGAGUGCGCUGGUAGGGGCGCAGAGCGCGCUGGCCAAGGCGCAGGAAGAGUUGAAAAAUAGCCUGGCAGCUCAGAACGCCGCUGAGGAACAGCUUUGCGCUGAGCGUGACCGUGCCGACGUCCGUGAACAGGAGGCGUUUGACGCGCAGUCCAACAUGAUCGCACUGCAGGAGAAGCUGGAUCGGGCGCUGGGCCGCGCCAAGAUGCUAGAGCAGGAGCUGGAGACCAUCAGGGUGCUGUCAAGGGAGGAGCGCAAGGUUACGCGUGCUGCAUCGGAGAGCGAGCAGGAAAACUCAGACAAGCCCCGGAAACGCGCCCGGCGGUCGUCGGUCUCAGAGUUUGCGAGCGGGGAUCCGGAGAUCGAAACCAUGACGAUGUUGUGGGAGUGGGAGAAGCAGCGCGCAAACCGGGCGCUCGAGCAGGUGGACUUCCUCCAGGCCGAGUGCGAGCUCAAGAUGUGUGCCGCCAGCAAGGAUCUGCGUAGGAUGUCAGUGCAGCGGUCCAGCACGCGCAAGCGGAACAGCAUGCUUAUCUCGGACGCUGGAGACACGAUGAUUCUUAGCGAGAGUCGUCCCACUUCGGCGAGCGAGAGUCGUCCUGCUUCGUCUGAGGGCAAACCCGGUUACUCCAGGCGGACCAAGACGGAACUAUACCGGAAAGCGAAGAAGGAGAAGGAGAAGGCGUCCCGGCGGAGCACCAUCUUCCUACCAGAGGAGGGCAUCUUCCGCACCGUCUCGGAGGCGGAAGCCGAGGCCAUGCUUGCUGCCAGGUCGAUUGCUUCGUCAGGUGUUACGGUUACUGACUCCAGCUCAGGCCAGCCCAUCACACCUACUGACAGUGAUCCGCUAUACCGCCGCUCGCCGUCCGUCGAGCCCCCCGAUUUUGCCGUGGGGAACAACAAGGAGCGGACGUCGCUGUUGUCUCUGCUUAACGCGCCCCACCGACAGGAGCCCACACCGGUGUUUAACAUCCCGACCACGCCAGGCCCUGUUGCAGAGGAGCAACAUGCCCACCACCAGCAAGACGAACAAGCGGACGAAGCUGAGGAGAAGGCAUCAACCCUCCUAGCCACAACCUCCCAUUACCCCGCGGAGCACCUCAUCACCAUCCCAGAGCCAACCUCCUCCCUCUCCGGCCCACUCACCGACCCUCUCCCGUCAACCCGUACCUCAGUCCAACAACCCGCCCGCCCCCACACCACCACAGCACACUACCCAACCACAACAACCACCACCAAAGUCCCUCUCCGCUCCGAGCCCACCGCUGACGACCCGCCCACACUCGCCCAGCGUCUCCUCAAGGCCCAGCGCACACCCUCGCGCCAAACCGGCCGCAUCGGCGAGGAAGCCACUGAGGGUGACUUAGAACAACAAGGCGAAGCCGUCGACCCGGACAGGCCGAGCUUCGACGCGUCCAACCCAGCCAUGACGCCCACCAUGACUCGUGAGGAGGCUCUCGCCCAGAUCCGAGAGCGUAGGGGUCGGACGAGGAGUGUGGGGCGUGUAGGUAGCGGGGGGAGUAGCUCAGCCGAGAUCCGUCGUGCUGAAAGCCGCGCUGCUGGCGAUCUCCGUAGAACCGAGAGCCGUACCGCCGGCCGUGAAACCCAUCGCCGCACAGAAAGCAGAGCCACUGGAGAACUCCGCCGUACCGAGAGCAGGACUGCGGGCCAUACUGCUGGUGGUGGAGAAAACGUCCGUCGGAAGGUCUCAGCGGGGACCAGCCAAGGGAGUGCUGCUGCUGAGGGUGUGAGGAGGAAAGUGAGCAGCGGGGAAUUGAGGGGACGGGAUCGCGAUGUGAGACGGGAGGUUAGCGCGCCGAGUGCUACGGGGCAUACGGCUGCUACCGCUGCACGGGCGGCUGCUGGGGUGGGUGGGGGAAGACGGAUUCGUUCGUGA